UGGUUCAACUUGGGGUCAAUAUUUACAUAGAUCAUCAUUAUCACUCUUUAGCUGAAAUUAACGCCCAGCUUAUCUUCCCCAAAUGCAAUGAGGGGUACUAAAAACAGUUGAACUGUGCUCGUAAGCAGUAUUGUUAUUCCACAACAUAUUUGCAAGUCUUAGAGCAAGAAAAUGGCAACGAAACGUAUUGCUCUGCUCAGUGUUUCCGACAAAACCGGUCUCAUCGAAUUCGGUCAAAAUCUUGCCGCUCUUGGUUUUCGUUUGGUUGCCAGUGGUGGCACUGCCACUGCUUUGCGCAAUGUCGGUUUAAUUGUUGAUGAUGUCUCUGACAUUACAGGUGCUCCAGAAAUGCUUGGAGGACGUGUUAAGACGCUCCAUCCAGCUGUACACGCUGGCAUAUUGUCACGCACAACUGAAAGCGAUCUUGCUGAUAUGCAGAAGCAAAACUUUGAUUUGAUCAGCUUAGUUGUUUGCAAUUUGUAUCCAUUUGUGAACACAGUGUCCAAGCCUGAUGUGACCGUAGCUGAUGCUGUUGAGAAUAUUGAUAUUGGUGGUGUAACGUUAUUGCGUGCUGCAGCUAAAAAUCAUGCUCGUGUUACCGUGAUCUGUGAGGCUGGCGAUUAUGCGAAGGUGUUGGGCGAAAUCAAGCAAAAUGGUGAUACUACAGUGGAAACCAGAAAAGUAUUGGCUCUCAAAGCUUUCACACACACUGCUACCUACGACGAUGCCAUCUCGGAUUACUUCCGCAAGCAAUAUUCUUCGAGCGUAUCGCAACUCAAUCUGCGUUAUGGCAUGAACCCACACCAAAAACCCGCACAGCUCUUUACGCAACUCGAAUCGCUCCCACUCAAGGUGGUCAAUGCAUCACCGGGUUUCAUUAACUUGUGCGAUGCGCUAAACGGUUGGCAAUUGGUGCGUGAACUGAAGCGAGCAUUAAACCUGUCUGCCGCCACUAGCUUCAAGCACGUUUCACCUGCUGGUGCUGCUGUGGGUACACCGCUCAGCCGAGAGCAAGCCAAGUUGUGCAUGGUUGAGGAUCUGUACGACAGUUUGACACCUCUCGCCACCGCUUAUGCGCGUGCACGUGGCGCAGAUCGUAUGUCCUCUUUUGGUGAUUUUGUAGCACUCUCUGAUGUUUGUGAUGUUGUAACGGCAAGAAUCAUUUCACGUGAAGUUUCCGAUGGUAUUAUUGCACCUGGUUAUGAGCCUGCGGCUUUGGAGAUAUUGAAGAAAAAGAAAAAUGGCGCUUACUGUAUACUACAGAUGGAUCCUGAUUAUGAGCCAAGCGCAUUGGAACGCAAAACUAUUUUUGGUUUAACCUUAGAGCAGAAACGCAAUGAUGCCGUCAUUGAUCCUUCUCUCUUCGCCAAUGUGGUUACAAAAAAUAACACUCUACCCGAGAAUGCUAUACGCGAUUUAAUUGUUGCCACAAUAGCACUAAAGUUCACACAAAGUAAUUCCGUUUGCUAUGCACGCGAUGGUCAAGUAAUUGGCAUUGGUGCUGGCCAGCAAUCGCGUAUACACUGCACACGCUUGGCUGGCGAAAAGGCCGACAAUUGGUGGUUGCGUCAACAUCCACGUGUUGCUGGCAUGAAAUUCAAGGCGGGCGUUAAGCGUGCGGAGAUCUCCAAUGCCAUUGAUAACUAUGUGAACGGCACAGUGGGCAAGGAUAUGCCACUUAGUCAGUUUGAAGCGAUGUUUGAGGAAGUUCCAGCACAAUUCACUGCGCAAGAAAAGGCUGAUUGGCUCAAGCAAUUGGACGGCGUCUCCUUGGGCUCCGAUGCAUUCUUCCCAUUCCGUGAUAAUAUUGAUCGCGCUAGAUUGAGCGGCGUUUCAUUCAUUGGCAGUCCAGCUGGUUCUACAAAUGACGCUGGUGUUAUUGAGGCCUGUAAUGAGCACGGCAUCGUUUUGGCUCAUACAAAUUUGCGUCUCUUCCAUCAUUGAUAAGGAAAACUAUACUACAAUAUUUAAUAUUUUUUAUGUUACACAUUUGCACAUACAUAUGUACAACCUUUAUACAACAGCUUCCUCUUAGUGACAGUAAGCCCUUCGAAAGAUUACUAAAGUAAAUCAUUAUACCUACUUAAAUAAAUAAUAUUUGAUCCUAGACAAAACUGCUUAUCAAUUUCCAAUAUUGUCUCAUUGACGGCAAAUCCAUAAAAAACACUCUAUUAUUUUAAUCUAAAUUUAAAAAUAUUUAUUUUGACGCUAUUUUUAC
Molecule: messenger RNA, 2218 nt
Organism: Ceratitis capitata (Mediterranean fruit fly)
Lineage: Eukaryota; Metazoa; Arthropoda; Insecta; Diptera; Tephritidae
Product: bifunctional purine biosynthesis protein PURH
Exons: 7
Coding region: 172-1944 (590 amino acids)
Biological process (GO): 'de novo' IMP biosynthetic process
Cellular component (GO): cytosol
Molecular function (GO): phosphoribosylaminoimidazolecarboxamide formyltransferase activity; IMP cyclohydrolase activity
Source: RefSeq, a predicted model, not a curated record